AUGUUGAAUAACACUAAUAUUCUAAAGAAAAAAUAUACACGAGAAGAAAUCGCUCGACGUAUUGUUAAAGAUGACGACCUACUUAUUAUUUAUCAAAAUAAAGUCUAUCGUCUUAAUACUUGGAUUAAAUAUCAUCGCGGUGGUGAAUUGGCUAUUUUACAUAUGAUUGGUAAAGUUGCUACUAAUGAAAUAAAUGCUUAUCAUUCGGAUCAUAUGCUACAGAAUAAACUACCUUUAUAUUAUUUUGGUGAUAUUGUCGAUGAAGAUCAUGAUCAUUUUCAUUCACUUAUUUCUCCUAUUGAAUAUUAUUAUAAACGAAAUGAAUUCAAUAAUCAUUAUAUUUUAAUAGAUGAAACUUCAAAAACUUCAUUUAAAAUUUCGAUUUCUUGUUUUUUCGAUUGUAAUUAUUUUGAUUAUAGCUGGGAAUGUAUUCGAUAUUUAUUACUUGCAUUUUUUGCUACAUAUGUUUUUAUUGGAGCAACAUCAUCAUGGCAUUAUUAUCUAUCAGCAGCAUUUCUUGGUGCUCUUUGGCAUCAAUUGACAUUUACAGCACACGAUGCCGGCCAUUUAGCUAUAACACAUUUAUAUCGAAUUGAUUCGUUUAUUGGAAUUUUUAUUGGAAAUUUAUUAGGUGGAAUAUCUAUCGGUUGGUGGAAACAUCAUCAUAACAUUCAUCAUCUUGUUACAAAUUCAUCGGAGCAUGAUCCAGAUAUUCAACAUUUCCCAUUCUUUGCUGUAGCGUCACGUUUUGUUCAAUCACUUUAUUCGACUUAUCAUAAACGUAUUCUUCGUUAUACUUGGCUUGCAUCAUGUUUAAUUCCAUUUCAACAUUUAACUUAUUAUUUAAUUAUGUGUUUUGCGCGUUACAAUUUACAACUUCAAUCCUAUAUUUAUUUAUAUAAAUAUCCUUCUUCACCAUAUCGUUCUAUUGAAAUAUGUUGUAUUUUUAUUUUGUGGUAUUGUUAUAUCAUUUUAUUAUCGUAUAUUCCAACGUAUACACAAUGUUUUAUUUAUAUGCUUAUAUGCAAUACUAUAACGAUGCCAUUACAUGUUGAAAUCACAUUAUCACAUUUUGAUAUGUCAACAGAGGAUUGUGGGCCAUGUGAAUCAUUUCCAUCGAAAAUGCUUCGAACAACAAUGGAUAUUGCAUAUCCAACAUGGUUAGAUUUUUUUUCAUGGUGGUCUUCAAUAUCAAGCUGUUCAUCAUUUAUUUCCACAGUUUUAACAAUUUCAAAAGUUUUAGAAUAUCUUGUUAAAUAUGGAAAAAUUACUGAAGGAAUUUUAAAGAAUGCUCAAAUAUUUAUACGUGAAAAUCAAACUCAAUUACCUGCAUUAAAAACUGAAAUUGAAAAUAAAAGUAUUAUUCCUAUUCUUCAACGAUUUCAAAAAAUUAUGAAAGAAAAAAAGUAA
Messenger RNA from Rotaria sp. Silwood1, 1410 nucleotides. NCBI's taxonomy places the organism in Eukaryota, Metazoa, Rotifera, Eurotatoria, Philodinida, Philodinidae. The record is from the annotation of a GenBank genome assembly.